GAGUGAAUUUUUACAAAUUGAAGAGGUGGAUAUGUAAUUCACAAAAAAAGUCAAUAGAUUGCCGUAUUUAUACUCAACUUUCCGACGAUCGCCGGAACUGAAAAAAACUCCUCUCUCCGGGAAUGGCAGGAAUGGCUAUGUUUGCAUCAAAUCUCUCCAGCGAGAUGGGGUUAAAAUUGCUUCUUAGCCCGCUUAAUACUAAUGUUAUUGUCCGCACUGCAUGCUGUUCUGUAGGGAUUGUUUUGCCUGUUUAUUCUACCUUUAAAGCAAUUGAGACGGGGAAUCGAAAUGAGCAACAUAAAUGGCUUCUGUACUGGGCAGCAUAUGGAUCUUUCCGUAUUGUUGAAGCAUUCACGGAUAAAUUUCUCUACUGGUUCCCACUAUACUAUCAUGUGAAGCUCGCAUUUCUUGUCUGGCUUCAACUUCCAUCUGCUGAGGGUGCAAAGCAAUUGUACACGAACCAUCUGUGCCCUUUCCUCAUGAGACAUCAAGCAAGACUGGAUCAUAUUUUGGAGUUAUUUCAUGGAGAAUUGAUUUUCAGAAAUUUCAGUGCAAUGCUGGAAGAAGUCAAGAAACUGCUAUCAUGCAUGAUAAAUUUAUUAGUACUCACCAGGCAGAAAUCCAGUUUGCAAAGGCGUUUCUUGGCAAAACUUUACUAUCAGUUGGAAAUAUUCUUCAACAACCUGCGCAAGGACGAGUUGUUGGUACAAUUGAAGGGCCAGCGGAGCAAGUAGAGACUUCAGAGUCUGAAGAUGAAUCGUGAUGCCCUCUUUCAAAUCAGCUAAUAAGUACCGUCUCUCUGUUGUACUUCAUAUCAGCUUAGUUUAGCUUUCGUUCAUUUUCUCACUGCAUCUUUGAUGCAAAAAUAGGUAGGAGUGAUCAGUGUAUACAUAAUUUUAGGAGUCAAUUUUGUUGUGGUUUGAGAGUUUCCUUCUCCGUUUUCCUGUAAAUGUAUCAACAGAAAGUGCUGAUUUCCUUCAAUCUCGUAGGGCAUUAUAAGAUUUCACUUUGUUUUUAACCAUUUUAGCAGACUUUGUGCAGUUAUUGCUUGGUAUGCAUUGUGAAAUAGUACUUAUUUACUGGGAGUGAAGUUGUUCUGACUA
This is a messenger RNA of Solanum tuberosum (potato), 1103 nucleotides long. Its product is annotated as HVA22-like protein k. NCBI's taxonomy places the organism in Eukaryota, Viridiplantae, Streptophyta, Magnoliopsida, Solanales, Solanaceae. The transcript is spliced from 9 exons. The record is from RefSeq and is a predicted model, not a curated record. The coding region runs from base 123 to 734 and encodes 203 amino acids.